Messenger RNA from Corythoichthys intestinalis (scribbled pipefish), 4815 nucleotides. Its product is annotated as pikachurin. The coding region runs from base 125 to 3328 and encodes 1067 amino acids. The transcript is spliced from 25 exons. The record is from RefSeq and is a predicted model, not a curated record. Gene Ontology annotation, molecular function: protein binding; calcium ion binding. Lineage: Eukaryota; Metazoa; Chordata; Actinopteri; Syngnathiformes; Syngnathidae.
UGUGGGACGUCGCAUCAUCACCACCAUCACUACCUAAACUUUUUCUUUGUUUGUGACUCAGUCCCGUGUGAAGCGCUGCCACUUUGGGCUGUGAGUGCGAUGCGCAUUUAAGAGCACCGGAGCGAUGGCGAGUCACACUUGCACACGGAUACGGACCACUUUUUUGCUGCACUUUGUCCUCUUUGCGAUCUGCUACUUGGCCACCCGCAGCACAGCAGCUCGGAGGUCCAGCGCCAGGAGAGCCGAUCGUCUGAGUCCUCCGUUGGACAUCCAAUUAGAGAGCGUCAAUUGCAGCGCCUUCAGCGUGCGAUGGAAGAUGCCGCGGAGACACGUGAGCACCAUCACCGGAUACAAGGUAUUCUACACUGAGGUGAAAAAUGGCCGUCUCCUGGGUACAACCUCCGUGAGGGAAGUCCCUCUUAGUUUGGACAUACUGACUACGGGCCAAUUUGAUGGACAAGCAAACUUUGAUGUGGACAUUGGAAACCUAAAGGUGAACACCAAGUACCGAGUGAGCGUGGGUGCUUACGGUUGGGCCGGCGAGGGUCGGCCCAGUAUGCCACGGGAUGUCAGCACAUCCUCUCAUGAUGCGUGCAUGCCGCCCUCACCCCCGACUGAGCCCGUCGUCGUGGCGAUUUCCGAUACGGAGUUGGCGUUGUCGUGGCAGCAAGGGGAGAGUGAGGGUAGCGCACCUGUCCUUCACUUCCUGGUUGCUUACAUCCGGCCGGAAAUGGACACAGAAUGGACUUACAUCCGUGAGCCUAUCGAGAGCAACUCCAUGGUUCUCAAGGGCCUCAUACCUGAGACCGAGUACCAGUUUGUCAUCAGAGCCGUGAACAUCCACGGCGCCAGCCCUCCGAGCCACGUCAACAACCCGGUGCGCACCCUGGGAUCAUCAGAUGUUGGCAGUGGUGAUUAUGGACGUUACUUUACCGAUACGCAGAGCAAAGACGACGAUGGUUUUGACAUGGAUGACUCCGACUAUGAUAUUUUUAUCGAAGAAUUAAAGCCGUUCCCCGGAAUCGGCCGAGACAGCGGCAAGUCACAGCUUCGCUCUCGCUCCAGUCCGUCCGGUCAGAACGUUGUUUACCGCAUGGACACCGUGGUGCCGCCCAAUGCCACCGUGCUACCCCCUGCCUCUUCCGCCAGCGAUCCAUCGGCCAUCUUCCCAGACUUUUCAGAUCUGAUUUUUCCCACCAGCUCGAGGCGCGAGAUCACAGCCACUACGACCACCAGCACUGCUGCAACCACACCCACCAUUGCUCUCACAAUGUCCCCAUGGAAGGGCAAGGUGCCUCGGGUCUACCACCUGACCUGCGACGACACAGUUUGUCCUCAGGACAGCUUCUGCCUCACAGACUCAGAGAGCGGAGGCUCGCGCUGCCACUGCAACCUCGGACGAGGCGGUGACACUUGCUCUCAAGAGGUGUCUGUCAAGUUCCCCAGGUUCUAUGGAUACUCGCAUAUGACCUUUGAACCGUUGAAGAACUCCUACCAGACCUUUCAAAUAUCACUGGAGUUCAAGGCGGACAGCGAGGAUGGCCUGCUGCUGUAUUGUGGUGAGAACGAGCAUGGGCGGGGAGACUUCACCUCUUUGGCCUUGGUACAAGGCAAGCUGCAUUACAGGUUCAACUGCGGAACAGGCGCAGCUCAGAUUGUCAGCGAGAGCCAAGUGGUCGUCGGUCAGUGGCACACGGUCACCGUCUUCAGGGACGGCACGAGCGGCUGGCUGCGAUUGGACAAUGACACGCCCAUAUCUGGUCGAUCCCCGGGCCAAUACUCCAAAAUCACGUUCCGCUCCCCGCUGUACGUGGGAGGAGCUCCGAGCACGUACGGGUUGGCAAAGGCGACGGGCGCCGUCGGCGGCUUUAAGGGAUGCGUCCAAAGUUUGAGCCUCAAUGGCAAGGCCGCCGAUGUCAGACCGUGGCCAGUUGGCCGGGCGCUGAGCGGUGCUGACGUAGGCGAGUGCAGCGACAGUGUGUGCGACGUAGUGGGCUGCGCUAACGGCGGCGUGUGCUUUGCCAACCGGGCCGACGGCUACAUCUGCCUCUGCCCACUCGGCUUCAGGGGAGCCCUGUGCCAAGACAGCUUCACGCUGUCGUCGCCGCUUUUCAACGAGACCAUGUUAUCUUACGCUGUGGUGGCAUGGCCUCAGCCCUCCCAGAGCUAUUUGUCCUUCAUGGAGUUCGAGAUGACCUUCAGCCCGUCGGCGCCCGAAGGCACGCUGCUGUACAGCGACGACGACGGCAGCGGCGACUUUCUGGCCAUCAACCUGCGGGACGGAUACGUGGAGUUCAGAUUCGACUGCGGCUCGGGAGGAGCUGUUUUAAGGAGUGAGGAGCAAAUCGCUAUGGACUCCUGGCAUGAAUUAAGGGUGUCCCGAACGGCAAAAAGUGGAAUCUUGCAAGUAGACAACCAGAAGGCAGUAGAAGGGUUUGCUGAGGGAGCGUUUACACAGAUCAAUUGCAGCUCAGCAAUUUACAUCGGUGGUGUACCUCAAUAUGACAAAACCAAGAGAACAGCGGGUGUCAGGAAACCCUUUACGGGGACCAUUCAAAAGCUUGUCCUCAACGAUCGGACCAUCCCCAUCACGAGCAGCUCGGCGAGCGGUGUGAACGUCGCCAAUUCGGAGCAUCCUUGCGUGCAAAGCCCUUGCGCCAACGGCGGCACCUGCAGGCCCAAACGGGACAGCUACGAGUGCGACUGCCCUCUCGGCUACGACGGCCGCCACUGCCAGAAAGAAUGUGGAAACUACUGCUUGAACACUGUGACAGAAGCUAUCGAGAUCCCGCAGUUCAUGGGUCGCAGCUACCUCACCUAUGACAACAGAGACAUUCUCAAGAGACUGUCAGGUUGGAGGAACAACGUGUUCAUGCGCUUUAAGAGUAAUGGCGGGGAUGGUCUGCUGCUGUGGCGAGGAGACACACCCAUGAGAGCCAACAGUGACUUCCUCUCCUUGGGCCUGCAGGGCGGAGCACUCAUCUUCAGUUACAACCUGGGCAGCGGUGUGGCAAACAUUGCGGUCAACGGAACUUUCACUGAUGGGAAGUGGCACAGAGUCAAAGCCGUCAGGGAUGGUCAGUCUGGCAAGUUGACCGUGGAUGACUACGGUGCCAAAACGGGUCGCUCGCCAGGCAAGAUGAGGCAACUCAACAUAAACGGACCGUUAUACAUUGGAGGCAUGAAGGAGAUCGCUUUGCACACCAACCGGCAGUACAUGGGGGGCCUGCUGGGCUGUGUGUCGCACUUCACGCUGUCCACCGAUUUCCACGUGGCGCUGGUGGAGGACGCCGCCGAUGGCAAGAACAUCAACACUUGCUCCAACUAGGCCCAACUUGGCGAUCGUUUUGGAACCUGUUCGGUCGCCGAAAAACUGGAAGCAUUGCAUGUCACGCUGAAGAUAACGAGUAAAAAACUCACCCGGGUCUUCGCGAGGACUUUUUUUAAUGGGAUGAUUCCAAGCACAUCUCUAUUUUUCUACUCCAAAUCCUCAUUUGAUUGCCGGAAGGAGCAACCAAUCUGCGGGAUUGAGCGUUAUGUGUUUGUUUUUCAAUGGCCUAACAUAGAGCAGCUAGCGGAGAUCAAGUUCUUUGUAGUGGAUUUUGUUGGGCCUUUAGGGACUUUCUCUCACUUUUCAAGUCAUCCUCUUGUGUUGUUCUUGUGCUUGUGUAGGCAAAAUUCAGAGUUGGACAAAGUGCAGCUCAUAGUGACGUUUGUGUCUUUUUAACUUCUACUAGUUUACACAGUGAUGUUUUCAUACAGAGAAAUGCUUCCUGGUUCCUGUUCAUGUUCACAGAAGCUUGCUGCUGCUGCUGUGAAAAAUUCAUAAGGUGCAAUUGUAAUCUUCCCCUAAAGGCCAACGAAAAUUUAGGAUUUAUCAGUCAUGGUUUAAGGUCAGCCAGGCUCUACCUCUAAUAGAAUGGCUCUGAGUUUAUAGGGCACAGUCAGAACUGCACAAGGAUAAAAUGAAAUUUAAAAUUGGCAAGAGUUGGAAUAGCAAGUCAGGACCAAGGGCACUAUUAGGAGGUCAGACAGCCUUGCAAACAUUCUGAAAGAAAAAAAAAAACAGUAAUGGUUCAAGUUCUGUUCCUGCUCACAGUCAUUUGUUUUCAUUGGGUCGAGUUUGGGUGCAAUCGUAAUAGCCUCAUUGGUCAAUCCAAGCUAAUAGCUCAUUUAGGCAUUCACGGUCAUAUGGCUGACAGGAAGAGGAUCAUGCAUCAUGGGUCAACAGAGUGGCUCAGUAGGGGACAGUUCUAAAUGCAGAGGUGGGUAGAGUAGCAAAACAUUUUACUCAAAUAAGAGAAGCGUUAUUUCCAAAUAAUAUCUUCCAAAUGUCUUCCAAAAAGUGUACUCAAGUACAAGUAAAAAGCAUUUGAUGAAGAGAAUACUCAAGUAAUGAGUAACAUUGUGAUUAACUGGUUAAGAUGUUUGAUUUUUUUUUUUUUUUUAAAUAAUGGUGUUUUUUUCUCAGCACAAACUUAUCUAUAUGAAGUUAUUAUUAUAUUGUACUAUAACAUACUACAUACAGAGCCCAUAAGGUGACAUGGAAGAAGAAGGGGAAAAAAAAGUUGUCGUUAAAAAAAAAAAAAAAAAAAAAAACAGCACUCCUAAAGGGACACAGAUUUCUUAUUUGUCAAAGCAAAGCAAAAAAAAACAACAACAAAAAAACAUUAAAAAAAAUUCAAAGCAAAAAAAAAAUUUUUUUUACAUCGAAGAAAGAAAAAAAAAGUUAACAUCCCCCCAAAAAAAUCUUCGAUGUUGAAAAUUUUUGCUUCGAUGUUUAAAAAAAUUAAUUAAAAAAAAAAAAGUUAACAU